AACUUUUUAAGACGGUCCUUAAUAGCUUGGUAAUUACCAAUGCUUUAAGAGAAAAUGUUAAUUAACGAUAAUUUGAAGAGUUUUUUUGUAAAUACAUGAAUAUUCUAAAAAUGUGUAAUAUUUAGAUGAGUUUCCAGUUAAUUUUUUUUGGAAAUAAGUGUGAUGAAAGUGGAAACGGAAAAAUAACAUCUUGUAUCAGAAUAUGUAUAAUAAUACGAAAUAUUGACGAGAAAAAUUGGUUAGGAAAUAUUGUAUGGAAAAAAUAUGUUAUUUUAUAUUUCGAUAAAAAAAUCGAUUGACAUAUUAAAGUUUACAUGUAAACAAAAAUAUAACUAAAAUUUUUAGCAAAUCGUGUUAGGUUAAAUUUUUGUUUACUAGAUUUUUAUUCUUAGUGUAAAUCAAGUAAAAAGUUCUUGUUUUGUAAAGCCGGUUCUACCUAUUUCUAAUGAUUAUAUUCUAUUUUUAACAAAAGUUCAAGGAUAAGUUGCUCUCAAAUUUUAUAGGUUGGAAUAUUAAAACUUAAUUCACAAAAUAUAAAUUUUAUUCAUGUUUACUAUAAUUAUUUUUACAUAUAAGUAUUUAAGGUAACGUGAAUUUGAAAAAAAAAGCCUGUGAUACAUAGAAAAAAAACCUGUUCGUACGCGAAAAAUCUUUAAGUUAUUAAUUGGUUAUAAUUAAAUGUAAUAAAAUUGUAAAAACUUUUAAGGCGAUGCUUUAAAAACACGAAGAGAUCAUAAUAUAAAUGUAAAAAAAUGACUAUUUUAUCCAUGAGAUGUGCAAUUUAAAAGAUUUUAUCUCUAUUCUAAAAAAAAUCAAAAAUAAUUUAAAUUACAAUACAAGGAUUAUGGCUUAUGUGAUCGUUUUGUCAAAUCGAUCAAAUCUUCUUAAUUAUUUUAAACAUUUACCAAUUUUAGGUUAUAUUUUGAUAGAGCAGUGAAAUGUCAACUAAUGUUGACUUAUCACUCGAGUGUUCAACAUAAAAAUGUAAAUUUUUUAUGCAUUCAUAUAUUAUAUUUAGAAAAAUUGUUCCAAAUUUAAAAAGAAAAAUCAUCCCCCAUAUAAAAUUGAAAUCAUAUCUUCGCCGCACGUACUUAAUUAAUUCUACUCGAUACAAAAGCAUGGAUAGUUCACAAUUUGAGGUACUUCCACCGCCUAUUAAAAGCGAGAGCGAUAAAAAAGAGUAUAAAGUAAUAAAAUUAAAAAAUGAAUUAGUAGCUUGUCUUAUAUCCGAUAAAGCUGCGAUUCCUAAAGAAGAAAUAGAAGCAGGUGAGACCGACGAAGAAUCGGAAACAAGUUUGUCGUACAGCUCAGAUUCAGAAUCAAGCGAUUCUGAUGCAAGUCGAGUUUCUUCAAAUUUAGAAGAAAAGAAAUCUAAUAUAAUAGAUCAGAAAAUGGCAGCAGCGGCUUUGUGCAUAGGAGUUGGUAGUUUCAGCGAUCCAAAAGAAAUCCCGGGUAUGGCUCAUUUUUUAGAACAUAUGGUAUUUAUGGGUAGCGAAAAAUUUCCCGCUGAAAAUGAUUUUGAUUCAUUUAUUAAAAAAAGUGGUGGUAAUGAUAACGCUUCAACUGAUACAGAAACAACUUGCUUCUAUUUCGAGUGCCUUGAAAAACAUUUACAAGUAGCUUUGGAUAAGUUUUCUCAAUUUUUUAUUUCUCCUUUAAUGAAAAAAAACGCAAUGACUCGAGAAAGAGAAUCGAUAGAAUCUGAAUUUCAAAUGGCACUACCCUCUGAUUCUUCUAGAAAAGAACAACUUUUAUGCCAAUUAGCAAAGCCUGAAACUCCUGUAAAUUCUUUUGGAUGGGGAAAUUUGAAAACUUUACGUGAUGAUAUAUCUGAUGAAAAGUUGUACGAAGGGGUACAUGCGUUUAGGAAAAGACAUUAUUCGGCUCACAGGAUGACUUUGGCUAUACAAGCUAGAUUACCAUUGGAUACUCUUCAAAAAUUUGUUGUGGAAUCUUUUUCUCAAGUACCAAACAACAAACUAAGCAAAGAUGAUUUUAGUGCCUUUUCAGAUGUAUUUAACACUCCGGAUUUUACUAGACUUUAUUAUAUUAAACCUAUCAAACAAAUGAUUAAAUUAGAUUUAAACUGGAGCUUACCAUCCUUACAACAUAAAUAUAAGAGUAAACCUUUGCAUUAUGUGUCGUUUUUAAUAGGAGACGAAGGUAGAGGAAGUUUAUUAUCUUAUUUAAAGAAACGGAUGUGGGCUAUUUCAAUUCAAGCCGGUAACGAAGAAACUGGUAGUGAUCAUAAUUCCAUGUUUGCCUUAUUCAAUAUUUCAGUAGGUCUUACUGAGGAAGGUCAGAAACACGUAUUUGAAAUAAUUGAAGCUGUUUUCUCUUACAUCAAUUUACUUAAAAAAGUUGGACCACAAAGGAGAAUAUACGACGAAAUUAAAUUGAUAAUCGAUACAAGCUUCAGAUUCGCCACUGAAUCAUCACCUGUAGAUAACGUGGAAAGUUUGUGCGAAUCCAUGCAGAUCUACCCAUCCGCAGAUUACAUAACAGGAUCUGAGAUAUUUUACGAAUUCGAUCCUAAGGCUAUAACAACUGUAAUGGAUAGUUUAGUCCCGAAGAAAGUUAAUGUUAUGGUUACAACUAAAGAUUUACCUGAUGGUCUAAAAUUUGAUAAAACAGAAAAAUGGUUCAGUACUGAAUAUACUGAUCUACCUAUACCUGAAGAUGUAAUAACCAAAUGGGAAACCGUAGAACCUUAUCCUGAAUUAAACGUCCCACCUAUUAAUCCUUAUUUAACUAAUAACUUUGCCAUCCUUCCAGAAACGAACAAACAUCCGGAAUAUCCUCAAAAAUUGAUAGAUACAGCAAAAUGCGAGCUGUGGUUUAGAAGAGAUCAAACUUACAAGCUUCCCAUGGCUUAUUAUUAUUUCUGUUUAGUAAGUCCUACAGCUGUAGAGUCUGCUAGAAGUUUGACGUUAUCAGAGAUGUUUUUGAAUCUUUUGUCGUUUGCUAUAGCCGAAGAAGCUUAUCCUGCAAAUACUGCCAACAUCGGGCAUCAAUUUAGUAUGGGCGAAAAGGGGAUUGAAUUCAAAGUGUCUGGGUUUAACGAAAAAAUACCAACGCUUAUAGAAGUUAUAACAAAAUAUAUAAAGAACCUACAGGAUUUUAUUGACGAAAGGAUGUUUGAGGUAAUAAAAGAAACUUUGUUGAAAAGCUAUUGCAACAAGAUACUCAAACCUUCUACUUUAGCAAAAGACACUCGAUUAAAAGUGUUAUUAGUUAAUUAUUGGACCCCCGUUGAUAGAUACAACGAACUAUCGAAAUUAACUUUCGAAGACGUCGUUAUUUUUAUGAACGAAUAUAGAAAAAAAUUGUAUAUUAAAUCGUUGGUACAAGGGAACGUUUCGGAAGAUGUAGCUCUUAAUACUGUUAAAAAUUUCGUCGAAACUUUAGAAAUCGAAGAACUUCCGAAAGAGCAUUAUCCCUCGUUCGUAAUAGCCCAAAUUCCGUUAGGUCAAAAAUGUUUAUUGGUGGAAUCGUUUAAUAAAAACGACACCAAUUCUAUAACGUCUAAUUACUACCAAGUGGGACCUUAUAACAUAAGAGAUAGCGUCAUUAUAGACAUAAUGAUGAUGAUUAUAGAAGAACCUUUAUUUGACGUAUUACGAACUAAAGAACAAUUGGGGUAUCACGUGUAUUGCACCUCGAGGGACACUUACGGAAUUUUAGGAUUCUCUUUAACGGUUAAUUCUCAAGCCGUUAAAUUCACAACUCAUCACCUCGAUCAAAGGAUAGAAGCAUUUUUGAAACAUUCCCAGAAAAUAUUAGAAGAAACGUCCCCCAAAGAUUUCGAAGAGAUCAAAGAAGAUUUGAUAAAAACUAAAGAAUUGGCAGAUACUCAUCUAAAAGAAGAAGUAGAUAGAAAUUGGUCAGAGAUAACGAACGAUUAUUUCAUGUUUGAUAGAAUUAAAAGAGAAAUCGAAGAAAUUAAAGUAACUAAAUACCAGGAGAUAAUAAAUUGGUGGAAUAGUUAUAAUUUGUUCGGGAAACAAGAAAGUUGUAGGAAACUUAGUAUACAAGUGAUUGGACACGUUCCAGAUGCAGGCGUGGUGUCUAAAGGGGAAACAUUAGAGGCUUUCACUGAUAAACAAAUCAUGGUUAAAUUGCUUGACAGUAACGAUGUGAAACGCGAAGUGGCAGCUUCGGAUUAUAUUGUUGAUAAUAUCGAUGCAUUCAGAGCUAAAUUGGAAUUGUUUCCUCCAAGAUCUAUUAAAUAGAUGUUGGAGCAAUAAAUAAUAAAAAAAUUGUAUGUUACGAAAAUUUUUGAUUUUUUAUAUUGUUUAUUAAAAAUCUGAUCACAUUUA
Molecule: messenger RNA, 4319 nt
Organism: Diorhabda sublineata
Lineage: Eukaryota; Metazoa; Arthropoda; Insecta; Coleoptera; Chrysomelidae
Product: nardilysin
Exons: 4
Coding region: 996-4232 (1078 amino acids)
Biological process (GO): proteolysis
Molecular function (GO): metalloendopeptidase activity; metal ion binding
Source: RefSeq, a predicted model, not a curated record